AUGAGAGCUGCGCCCCUCCCCCCCCCCGCGCACCUGCGGGUCCCUCCCUUGAUGUGGCACCCGGGGGACCCCGCGGUGACAACGGCGGGGACGCGCAGUUCGUUACUGGUGCCGCUGCCGCAGUCGCCGUUCCCGGUGCCGGGGGGGAUUUGUCGGUCCCGGGAGGAGACACCGGGUACGGUUUCCCCGCUGCCCGCGGAAUCCCACCAGUACCACCAGUACCACCAGUACCGCCAGUACCGCCAGUACCGCCAGUUCCGGCGUGCCCAGUACCACCAGUACCGCCAGCUCCCCCGGCGCUGUUCCCCCCAGUUCUCCCAGUGCAGGAGUGAGGGGAGUGCACAGGGACACGGGUGGGGACACGAGAGGAGUGCCAGGUGUCCAGUGCCAGGUGUCCCGUGCCAGUGUCCCCGUGUCCCCCCAGCCCACAUCGAGGUGAUUCCGUGCAAGAUCUGCGGGGACAAAUCCUCCGGGGUGCACUACGGUGUCAUCACCUGCGAGGGCUGCAAGGGUUUCUUCCGGCGCAGCGAGCGGCGCGGGCCCAGCCUGGCGUGCAGCCGCGGGCAGCGCUGCGACAUCGACCGCGCCACCCGCACGCGCUGCCAGCACUGCCGCCUGCAGAAGUGCCUGCGGCUCGGCAUGUCCCGAGCCGCCGUCAAGUUCGGCCGCAUGUCCAAGCAGCAGCGGGACCGGCUGCAGGCCGAGGUGCUGGAACAGCUGGAACGGCGGGAGAACCGGGAACAGCUGGAACAGCUGGAAACACGGGAAAAAUGGGAAAAGGGGGAAAAACGGGGAAAAGGGCAGCAGCGGGAGCAGCGGGAGCAGGAACGGGAGGCGCAGGGGCCAGCGGAGCCCCCCCCCGAGGGGCGCUGUCCCCCGCUGUCCCCCGCUGUCCCCGCGGGGUGUCCCAGCAGGGCGUGGCCCGAGGAGGAGGCGACAAAGCGGGGACAGGACGGGGACAGGGCGGGGACAGCGGGGACAGCGCCGUGUCCUCAUCCCGGUGCUGGCGGCGUCCCGGAGUCACCGGAGAUCGAGCUGCUGACGCAGAGUGUCCUGCUGUCACACCGCGCCACGUGCCACCCCCGCGCCGAGGAGCUGCAGGGACACCGCUGGGCCACCUUCAGCCGCGAGGAGAUCUGCGCCUACCAGAGCCAGCCCAUGACGGAGAUGUGGCAGCGCUGUGCCCGCCGUGUCACCGAGGCCAUCGAGCGCGUGGUGGAGUUCGCCAAGCGGCUGCGCGGCUUCCUGGAGCUCAGCCAGCACGACCAGAUCGUCCUGCUCAAGGCUGGUGCCAUGGAGGUUGUCCUGGUCCGGAUGUGUCGCGCCUUCGACGCCGCCACCCGCACGGUGCUGUUCGAGGGCAAACUGGCCGGGCCCGAUCUCUUCCGCUCGCUGGGGUGCCCCGAGCUCGUCGCGUCCAUCUUCGACCUGGCGCAGGGGCUGAGCGCGCUGCGCUGCUCCGAGAGCGAGCUGGGGCUGCUCAGCGCGCUGCUGCUCGUCAACGCCGGCCGGCCGUGGCUGCAGGACCGCCCGCGGGUGGCCCGGCUCCAGGGACAUCUGGAUGUCGCCUUCCGGCUCCUGCUGCGCCGCACCCGCCGCGAGGGGCUCCUGGACAGGCUGCCCUCCCCGGGCCGGCUCCGCGCUCUCUGCUCGCAGCACCUGGAGCAGGUUCAGGCUUUCCGCCGCCUCCACCCCGGGGUGGUCUCGGCCGCCUUCCCCCCGCUCUACCGGGAGCUCUUCGCCGCCGAUCCCGCCGAUGUCCCCGCGGGGACCCUCUGAGAGCGAUCCUGGGACCGCCGGGACCGCCGGGACCACCGGGAUCACCGGGACCGCCCCUGCACCUGGGGACACCUGGGGAUGCUCCCACGCAGGCACCUGCCGGGAAUGCGGCACCUGGAGGGGACCUGGCACCUGGCGAGGCUCUGUCACCCGUGGGUGUCCCACGGGGACAGUGAGGAGUGGCCGCGGCUGCGUUUGAGCGGAAUAAAGGCGUU
Messenger RNA from Oenanthe melanoleuca, 1994 nucleotides. It is a transcript of the gene RORC, whose product is annotated as RAR related orphan receptor C. Gene Ontology annotation, biological process: regulation of transcription by RNA polymerase II. The record is from RefSeq and is a predicted model, not a curated record. Gene Ontology annotation, molecular function: RNA polymerase II cis-regulatory region sequence-specific DNA binding; nuclear receptor activity; zinc ion binding. Bases 1 to 1779 code for a protein of 592 amino acids. NCBI's taxonomy places the organism in Eukaryota, Metazoa, Chordata, Aves, Passeriformes, Muscicapidae. The transcript is spliced from 14 exons. Gene Ontology annotation, cellular component: nucleus.